AGCGCGGCCCCUUGGCCCGCGGCCCGUUGGCUCGGCGCCCGCCCGGCGGGUCCCGCCCAGGCAGGGAUGCUGGGAGCUCCCUCCCGCAGGCCCCUCUCUCCCGCGCCUAGUCCUCCUGCGCAGCGGCUCACGGUGCGCGCGUUUCCCUCCUGCCCGCUGGGUGCAGCCAUGGCCUCCUCCUCCGCGCGGCCCGCCGUCCUGGCCAUGACCGCGCUGGCGCUGCUCCUGCUGCUGUGCCUGGGCCCAGGUGGCAUAAGUGGAAAUAAACUCAAGCUGAUGCUUCAAAAACGGGAAGGUGGGGAAUUCAUCAUUUCAGCACCUGCUCCAACCAAGACUCCAGUGGCUGUGGAUGAGAGCAAAGCCAAAGAAUUCUUGCGCAGCCUGAAGCGCCAGCGGCGGCAGCUGUGGGACCGGAGCCGGCCGGAGGUGCAGCAGUGGUACCAGCAGUUUCUCUACAUGGGCUUCGACGAGGCGAAAUUUGAGGAUGACAUCACUUAUUGGCUGAACAGAGAUCGGAAUGGACAUGACUACGACGAUUACCACCAGCGUCACUAUGAUGAGGAUGCUGCAAUCGGUCCCCGGAGCCCCGACAGCUUCAGGCACGGGGCCAGCGUCAACUACGACGACUAUUAGCUGCCUGGCCGCCCGGCCCAGGGCCCAGAGGCCGGGCGAGCCUCUUUGCGGCCAUGCCCCGUUUGGUUUCUGCUGCGCUUUAUUUCAGCAGUUCUUUUCUACCCGCUUUCUGUGACCAGAAAGGAAGUUAAAACAAAGGAUAAAUGCCUUUUGAUAUUUCAUGCGAGUGCCUUACACUGCAUUUCAUUUAAGAAUAGAAAUAAAAGCAUUUUGUUAAAAAGAAAA
This is a messenger RNA of Equus caballus (horse), 858 nucleotides long. The record is from RefSeq and is a predicted model, not a curated record. NCBI's taxonomy places the organism in Eukaryota, Metazoa, Chordata, Mammalia, Perissodactyla, Equidae.